GUCUCAAAAAUAAGAAAAUAUCAUUAGCACAUAUGCAAUACAUCAACAACAGAGUAUUAAUACCAAGGGUAGAAUACAAGGCACAACAACACAUACUAUCAAGAGAAGUAUGCGACAAGUUACAAAACCCACUUUUCAUGUUAAUCAAGAACAAAGUACGAAUGACACAUACAAUGCCAAAUGCAGCAAUAGCACAUCAGAAUAUAGUUGGUAUUAAAACUAUAUGGCAAAACCAAAUCAUACAUCACGUCACAGAAUUGAUAGCAAGGCUCAACAACAGAAAUGACAUAGGCAAAACAACGUAG
This is a messenger RNA of Racocetra persica, 305 nucleotides long. Lineage: Eukaryota; Fungi; Glomeromycota; Glomeromycetes; Diversisporales; Gigasporaceae. The record is from the annotation of a GenBank genome assembly.